Ostreococcus lucimarinus CCE9901 is the source of this 1259-nucleotide messenger RNA. RefSeq lists its product with no specific name. Bases 55 to 1206 code for a protein of 383 amino acids. Gene Ontology annotation, molecular function: NAD binding; protein dimerization activity; NADP binding. The record is from RefSeq and is a predicted model, not a curated record. The transcript has a single exon. Gene Ontology annotation, biological process: L-threonine biosynthetic process. Lineage: Eukaryota; Viridiplantae; Chlorophyta; Mamiellophyceae; Mamiellales; Bathycoccaceae.
CCGACGCGCCGCGACGAGCGCCGACGAGGGACGAGGGACGAGCGGACGACGACGAUGCGCGCGACGACGAGCGCGAGAGCGCGAAUCGCGAACGCGAACGCGCUGAAAGCGACGACGAAAAGGAUCGCGCGGGGCGCGCGCGGGACGCGAGGGGCGGUGCGCGUCGAGGCGAAGCGAACGGCGGACGGACCGAAGGUGGUCAUCGCGGGAAUCACGGGCGCGGUCGGACAGGAGUUCCUGCGCGUGCUCAAGGAGAGGGACUUUCCGUAUAGCGAGAUGAAGAUGCUGGCGAGCGCGCGAAGCGCGGGGUCGAAGGUGGAUUUCGACGGCGAGACGUACGUCGUGGAGGAACUGACGGAGAGCUCGUUCGAUGGGCAAGAUAUCGCGUUGUUCUCCGCGGGGGGGUCGAUCUCGAAAAAGUUUGGACCGGUGGCGGUGGAGAAGGGGUGCUUCGUGGUGGAUAACUCGAGCGCGUUUCGCAUGACGGAUGGGGUGCCGUUGGUGAUUCCGGAGGUGAAUCCGGAAGCCAUGGCGCACUUGAAGCUCGGUGGUAAGGCUGGGAUCAUCGCGAACCCGAACUGCUCCACCAUCAUCGCGCUCAUGGCGGUGACGCCGAUUCACCGCGCCGUGGGCGUCGAACGUAUCGUCGUGUCGACGUACCAAGCGGCGAGCGGCGCCGGCGCGCUCGCGAUGAAGGAGUUGGAGCAACAAACGAGAGAAGUGGUGAACGACGGUGAGUGCAAGACGAUGGAAAUCUUCCAGUGGCAGUAUGCGUUCAACUUGUUCUCUCACAACGCCCCGAUGACGGAGAAUGGUUACAACGAGGAAGAGAUGAAGAUGGUCAAGGAGACGAGAAAGAUUUGGGACUUCAAAGACGUCAACAUCACCGCCACGUGCAUUCGGGUGCCGGUGAUGCGUGCGCACGCGGAAUCCAUCAACUUGACGUUGAAGAACCCGCUCGAUGAAGUCAAGGCGAAAGAAAUCUUGUCCUCCGCCGCGGGCGUUUCCAUCAUCGACGAUCGCGCCGCCAACCGUUUCCCCACCCCGCUCGACGCCACGGAUAACGACGACGUCUACGUCGGUCGCAUCCGUCAAGACAUCUCCCAGCCCAACAACAAGGGCUUGGAUUUGUUCGUGUGUGGUGACCAAAUCAAGAAGGGCGCCGCCUUAAACGCCGUGCAAUGCGCCGAACUCCUCCUCAAGUAAGCUUUUCAAUAUAAUAUUCGCGCGCGCGCGCGCGUCGAUCGUCUCCCCUCGUC